Molecule: messenger RNA, 390 nt
Organism: Penicillium pulvis
Lineage: Eukaryota; Fungi; Ascomycota; Eurotiomycetes; Eurotiales; Aspergillaceae
Exons: 2
Coding region: 1-390 (129 amino acids)
Source: RefSeq, a predicted model, not a curated record
AUGGAGCGAACCCCUGUCAGAGUUUGUGAGCGGGUUCUUGCUGCCACUGCAUCCGGUGUCGUGAUCACGAACUUUGCAAUUGUUAUGGCAAAAUCCCUUGCUAGUACUUUCAAGGAACUGUUCGAUCAAGGUUCCUGCAACACUCUGCGGGGAACCUACGAGUCUAUGUCAUGGGUCUAUUACUCCUCCGGCCGAAUAGGUGCAAUCGAGAAGUAUCUCGAUGAUACCAAUGGCAAUAAGCUUUGCGGCACUGAAUGUCUGCGUAUGGACCAUGGAGGCACUUGGGAUGGAUGGUUGAAAAUCGGUCCUAUCGCAAACUUCGAAUCAAACGCCUACUAUGGUCUCGCACUGACCUUUAGCAGUUGUAUCCCAUUGCCAUUUAUAAUGUAG